This is a messenger RNA of Doryrhamphus excisus (bluestripe pipefish), 3330 nucleotides long. The record is from RefSeq and is a predicted model, not a curated record. Lineage: Eukaryota; Metazoa; Chordata; Actinopteri; Syngnathiformes; Syngnathidae.
AGGGGCGGGGCGGGACUGCGCGCAAUCAGGGCAGCGCUUGAUGAGAAGUGUCCCGGAUAUUUACCUUCCUCUACCUGGAUCCUCGGACACGCUGCCCCUUCCCGAGGUGUCCUCGGCGGUCUCUCUCAUGUGUGUGACUCGUCUCUGAAGCGGGACGACUGAGGUCCCCUCACUCUGACGAGCUAAAGGGCCGCUGUGGUGGGGGGCAGUUACCGUGGUAACAGACAUGCCCAAACCGGACCUGCUCUGCCUGAUUCAGCUGCUGGACGGCACCAUCGAGACCUUCAGAGUAAAUAAGCAGGAUGAAGGCGUAGUUCUCUUGGACCAAGUGUGUGACCACCUGGGUCUGCAAGAGAGACAGCUCUUCAGUCUGCAGAUCAGAGAGUCCGGCACAGCCGUCCCCUCAAUCACAGCCAACACACACUCGCCUAGAUGGCUGGAGCCUGAGAAACCCUUGAAGAAGCAGAUAAAAGGUCUCGCUUAUCCCAUUUAUCUAAACUUCAGAGUGCGCUUCUUCAUUUCCGACCCCAACUCUCUGCAGCACGAACAGACAAGGCACCUUUACUUCCUCCAGAUCAGGAGCGAUGUUAAAGAGGGCAGGUUGCAGUGCCCGUUGAGUGCAGCUGUGGUGUUGGCCUCUUAUGCUGUGCAGUCCGAGCUGGGGGAUCACUGCCCAUCCCAGCAAAGCGGUUACUUGUCAAAAUGCCACUUCAUCCCUGAGCAGGAUGACGACUUCCUGUCCAAAGUGGAGGACCUGCAUCCACAGCAUAAGGGUUUGAAGCAAAGUGAAGCGGAGUUGUGUUUCCUCAACACGGCGCGGACGUUGGAGCUGUACGGAGUGGAGCUGCACACCGCCCUGGACACCAACAAUGCCCCUCUAAUGGUGGGCUUGGCAUCGAGUGGUGUUGCAAUAUUCUGUAAUAUGAUUUGCUCCAGUUUUUUCCCCUGGGCCAACAUCAUCAAGAUUUCAUUUAAGAGGAAACGCUUCCUUAUACAUCUCAAACGGAAACAUGGGGAGACCCAAGACUGCGUGGUGUCGCUGGUCCUGCCCUGUCCAAAGAACUGUAAGAACCUGUGGCGCUCCAGCGUGGAUCAUCACUCCUUUUUCAGCUGCAACCGGAACGCCAGGAGCCCCAAGCACAACAACAGCACGGCUCAUUCCUACAGGAAGUUGAUAACUCAUCACCUGGGCUUGGCCAACAGUAAAAAUGAAAGUGGUCCGGUGUGCCAACGCGUCGUAGGCGGGAUGGUGUGGAACCCCGUCCUGCGGAGAUCUAUUUCAUCCGAAUAUUUGGAGACCAAGAGCCUUCCGUCCAGAUCGCCCCCCAACACCCCCAACUGGCGGAGUCCACGCGUUCGCCACGGCAUCCGCAAAAUCCGCCCAUCGUCCAUGGAGCUGAGCGGCGAGCUGAAAGACGUGUGUGAAGGGGAGGACGUCUUCUACACAUACAGGACGUCCGUCAGCAGUAGCAAGGGCAGCGAGGGGGACGCUUCGCUGCAUCAACUCUCUGGUCUGUAUAACCACGGCAUGGACGAGGUCUUACAAGCUGACGACAGCACAGCAGAUGAGGAUGGAGUCAGUAGCUUCGUGUACAACAAGGCCCUGUGCGAUGGCGACCUGCUGCUAAUUCGCAUUGCUCCCGAUCACGAGGGCAAGUUUGGCUUCAAUGUUAAAGGUGGCGUGGAUCAGAAGAUGCCUCUAUCCAUAUCUCAAGUUAAAGCCGACUCGCCGGCCGGCCGAUGUGAGCCCAAACUGCUGGAGGGAGACCAGGUGGUUCUCAUCAAUGGUCGAGACAUUUCUGAACACACACACGACCAGGUGGUCAUGUUCAUACGGGCCAGCAGAGAGUCGCACUCCCGAGAGCUGGCCCUGCUCAUCAAACGCAAAGGUCCCGGCCGAGCGGCGGCUCUGCUCCAGCUGCCUCCCGCCCUCACCCUCGCCGGCCACUCCCAAGGAGACGGACCGCAGUCACCUGGCCAGAGGGUCACCACGUUGGACGAAUCCAUGCGACAGCUGGAGAGAGGGAUUCAGUCCGGCACUCUGUGCUUCCACUUUGAGAAUCUAUACAAGAGGAAGCCCGGCCUGUCCCUUUGCAGCGCUCGACUUCCAGAGAACAUGGAGAAGAAUCGCUACCGGGACAUUUUACCAUAUGACGCCACCAGAGUCACUCUCCAGGGCCAGGAGGACUACAUCAACGCCAGCCACAUCACGUUGGCGCCUCCGGUGUCUGGUGUGUGUUUACGUUACGUUGCAGCUCAGGGUCCAUUGCCACACACCUGCAGUCACUUUUGGCAGACUGUUUGGGAGCAACAGUCUCACACCAUCAUCAUGCUUACAACUCUGACCGAGAGGGGGCGGACCAAGUGCCACCAGUACUGGCCGCAUCCGCCUGAGGUGAAGGAUUACGGCCACAUGCGGGUGAAGUGUCACUCGGAGGAGUGCAACCUGGCCUACGUGACGCGGCGGUUCACACUCACCCACACUAAGCGGGGUGAGGAUCGUGCAGUCACACACCUGCAGUACGUGGCGUGGCCCGACCACGGUGUACCCGAAGACCCUUCCGACUUCCUGCUGUUCGUCAGCUCGGUCAGGGAGAGGAGACGAGCUGAAGAGCCUCUCAUGGUGCACUGCAGCGCCGGGAUUGGACGGACAGGUGUUCUGAUCACCAUGGAGACGGCUCUGACGCUGUUGGAUAGGGGGCUUCCGGUGUUCCCGCUGGACGUUGUGAAAACACUGAGGGAUCAGCGAGCCAUGAUGGUUCAGACUACGUGUCAGUACCAGUUUGUUUGUGAGGCUAUCCUGCGAGUCUACAAGGAGAAGCAAGUGGGAUCUCCGGCCUCGUAGAUCCAAAAUCAGAAACAGCACCAGAGGAAAUUGAGCCUCAUAACUUCCACUCAAGUGACUCCCACCGAGGGGGCUGACAAGCACCGCAAGAGAUUAACCUCUGUCGUGCCUGCGGGGCCCGCUUGCACAGUCUGGAUGAGAAUGAUGCAGCGUCCAAAGCACAGCUGGAUGUGAGCUAUGUAGCCGAGAUCAAAUAGGACACUUUGAAUCUUUACACUCGUCUGCCUUAUUAGAUUCCGCAAUAAGCUUGUACAGGACAGGAGACGUAAAACAAGGACGCUGCUAAGCUCGGAGCUCAACUUGUUCAAAGAGGGCAGUGGGAUACUUCCAAUAUAACGUGUGGAUUAAAGUGUGUGUUUUAGUAGAGCCUGGCUGGAGAUCACUACAGAAGAUACUGUGUGGGGUACUGUGGUGUUGCUGACACUGUUGUGGAGCAGCACCCACUUUCCACUUAAAUUAUUCUCAUAAUAAAAAAAUGAUUUGUA